AUGGAAGAAGAUGGAGGAGCAACAGCUACAAACUUGGCUUUCACAGAAGAAGAGGAAGAUUCAAAUGAGAUUUUAUUGAGUGUUUUGGCAGAACGUGGCCAAGUGGGUCUCUGCUUCUAUGACAGCAAACACUCGUCGGUUAACUACAUGUUAGAUACGCCAGAUAAUGAUGAGCUACAUCUGCUGUCCAGAGUCAUUCAGGAGAUUUGUCCUCAGGUGAUUAUCACCAGUGCAAAGCAAGAGCGCUGCAUGACCCGUUUCCUGCUCCAUCUGGGUUCAAAUCCAGAGUACAAGCCAGAGGUGGUAAUUUAUCCAUAUCUUGACUUUGGUCUGGAACUUGGUAAAUUGAGGCUGCUUUCAGCCCAUCUGCCUUUCCUGCCCGCUUCCAUCUCCGAGAGAGACAAGAUGACAUAUCUCUCUUCCUGCAUCACUUUUGACUCACCCCUCAUGCUGAGGACAGUGGGCGCUCUUCUAAAAUGUCUGGACAGGAGGAGAGUGGGAGUUCAGCUGGAAGACAGCAGUGUUGCCGUUCCUAUCCUGAACUUCACUUCUUACACACUCAAAGGUGUGGUGUACAUUGAUAAGGAAACAUUCAGGGUUCUGCAGAUCUUCAAAUCAGAGCAUCAUCCAUCAGUGUACAAGUUUCAUUCGGGUAAAAAAGAAGGACUCAGUCUUUACGGAAUACUCAAUUGCUGCAGUUGCAGGUUUGGAUCCAAACUGCUACGUCAGUGGUUCCUGCGGCCAACAUUGGACCACGCCGUGUUACUCAGGAGGCAGGAAGUGAUCCGCUUUUUCACAUCACCUCAGAAUUCAGACUCAUUGUGCACUUUACGGACGUCGCUACAGAACAUCAGAAACAUCCCAACUCUUCUGCGAAGGAUGUCUCUUUCGCAAACCAAAGUCACAGACUGGCAGAGUAUUUUCAAGACAGUAUGCAAUGCAGUAUGUAUCAGAGACACGAUACGCCACUUUCCUCAGUCCAUUCAGCUGUUUCGGGAUAUCAGUGAAGGCUUCUCUGAUGACCUCCAACAUAUCAGCUCUCUAAUCAGCCGCGUGGUGGACUUUGAAGCUAGCGUAGCCGAGAACCGUUUCACCAUCAAACCAAACAUACAUGAGGAAAUUGAUGACAAAAAAAGGCGGUUAAUGGGCUUGUCUGGCUUUCUGACGAACAUUGCAAGAGAAGUUCUGGACCAACUGGAUGUCAGAAUCCCAUCAUGCUCAAUCAUCUACAUCCCACUGAUUGGGUUUCUUCUCUGUAUCCCUCGACAGCCUAAUAUGGCGGUGAAAGAGGACUUCGAGUUACAAGGGCUUGAGUUCAUGUUUCUCUCAGAUGACCUCCUGCACUACCGAACCCAGAGAACCAAGGAUCUUGACAAUCUCUAUGGAGAUUUAUUCUGUGACAUUAGAGACAUGGAGACAGCAGUCAUGAUUCAGCUGCAGGACGCCAUCCUGGAGAGGAGCGCUGCCCUGUAUAAGAUUCUGGACCUAGCUGCCGAGCUGGACUGUCUGAUGGCGUUGAGCAGAGUCUCCCAGGAGUACGGCUACACCUCACCAAAGCUAGUCAGCCACAAGGCAAUAUCGAUCGAUCAGGGCAGACACCCGCUUUUCGAGGUUUGUUCUCUUAUGUUUGUGGCCAACUCAUAUCAGAGUUUGGAGUCACAGGGCAAUGUCAAGAUCAUCACCGGGCCCAAUUCGUCUGGGAAGAGUAUCUACCUUAAGCAGGUCGGCCUGAUUGUGUUCAUGGCUCUCAUUGGCUCCAACGUGCCAGCCAAGCAUGCAGAGAUUGGCCCGGUGGAUGCAAUAUUUACCUGUAUGCCUGGCAAAGAAUCUGUGUCUCUUGGCCUCAGCACCUUUAUGACUGACCUAAAGCAGAUGUCCCAGGCACUCAACAGCAGCACAGGAAACUCAUUAGUACUCAUCGAUGAAUUUGGGAAAGGGACAAACACUGUUGAUGGCUUGUCUUUGCUGGCAGCAACUGUUUCACACUGGCUGAAAAUGGCUCCUUCGGAUGUUCCUCACGUCCUGCUGGCCACAAACUUUCACAGUCUGCUGCAGCUGGGCCUAUUGCCUACUUCCAGCAUGCUUUCUCUUCUGACUCUAGAGACAGCACUAGAUGGUGAUGAAUUGGUUUUCCUUUACCAAUUGAAGCCAGGCAUCUGCCAGUCCAGUUACGCUGCCAAUGUGGCAAGGCUGGCUGGCCUGCCUGCAAACAUCAUACAGAGAGGGGUUGACGUGUCUGAGCUCUACAGAACAGGAAAAGCCAUCCCACGUGUUGACCAUGUUUCAACAGAUGAACAGGCAGAUAGAUACAGGACUUUGGUGGUGAAAUUUAUGAGCCUGGACCUGGAUGAUGACAAUCUGGAUCUGAAUAGCUUCAUGAAAGAGGAACUUCUGCCCUCUGCUGGUCAGAUUUAA
Nerophis lumbriciformis (worm pipefish) is the source of this 2415-nucleotide messenger RNA. Lineage: Eukaryota; Metazoa; Chordata; Actinopteri; Syngnathiformes; Syngnathidae. The record is from RefSeq and is a predicted model, not a curated record.